Molecule: messenger RNA, 837 nt
Organism: Abrus precatorius (Indian licorice)
Lineage: Eukaryota; Viridiplantae; Streptophyta; Magnoliopsida; Fabales; Fabaceae
Exons: 5
Coding region: 1-825 (274 amino acids)
Biological process (GO): CAAX-box protein processing
Cellular component (GO): membrane
Molecular function (GO): metalloendopeptidase activity
Source: RefSeq, a predicted model, not a curated record
AUGAAUUUUGGGUGCAAACUGCAAACUGAACACCAGAAUCUAAGACUAAGGAUUGAGGAGGCUAAUGUUGUCGGUAAUAAGGUGGCCACACCCUUCUUCUUCUUUCACCUCCCUAACUCAAACAACGGCCUCAAAUGUUCACCAAAACUUCAAUUGGGCCAACGCAACUGUUUCAAGAUCUUUUGCAAAGGGAAAGAAGAACAAGUCACACCCUUUUCUCAGGAAUUCUCAGCGUUGCCAGAGGAUAGUCCAUGGGAGAGUGAGAAUAUAUGGAGCUCUAUUGCACUCUAUCUAUUCACUCUGCAUAUUCCUCUCAGUUUUGGAGGCUUAUCCGUCGUUGCACUAUUUAACGGACACCCUGUUCUUCCCCCACAAACUCAGGCCUUAUCACUUCUCAUCAUUCAAAUUCUUGAGCUUAAUGGAGCUCUUGUUUUAUUGGAGUACACGGCCAAGCCACAAUACAAGUUUUCAAAUUUCUUCAAAAAUAACAAAUUAUUGAGCAAGAGAAACUGGAUUUUGUCAUCAGUUCUGGGAUUUGGGUUUCUUGUUCUUCUGAUUUUCCUGACAUCUCUACUUGCUGACAGAUUAUUUGGCUCCAAGCCUGUGAACAACCCCAUACUAAAGGAUAUCCUCUUAAAUAGUGACAUCUCAAGGGUGUCCUGUGUGGUUGCUUAUUGCAUUGUCACACCCUUUUUGGAAGAAGUUGUUUAUAGGGGAUUUUUGUUGACAUCACUUUCCUCUACCAUGGAGUGGCAAAAAGCUGUUUUCAUAAGCUCAGUUAUGUUCAGUGCAAUUCACUUCUCUGAAAUCACGUGUCUUUCUUAGCAACGGAUCCUU